Molecule: messenger RNA, 3704 nt
Organism: Peromyscus californicus insignis
Lineage: Eukaryota; Metazoa; Chordata; Mammalia; Rodentia; Cricetidae
Gene: Slfn14
Product: schlafen family member 14
Exons: 4
Coding region: 30-2732 (900 amino acids)
Biological process (GO): mRNA catabolic process; rRNA catabolic process
Molecular function (GO): ribosome binding; RNA endonuclease activity
Source: RefSeq, a predicted model, not a curated record
CCUUUCUGCUAUUGCUGGGAGUGUAGAAAAUGCCCUAUGCUGAGAUCACCGUAAAUUUGGGCAAAGUGACUUUAGGAGAAGAGAACAGGAAGAAGAUGACCAAUAGUUGCUUGAAAAGACACGAGAACUCCAGUAUCAUCCAGGCUGUCUGUGCACUGCUGAAUUCUGGAGGAGGUGUGAUCAAAGCAGAGAUCGAUGACAAAAACUAUAGUUACCGAUGCCACGGCCUGGGGCAGGAUUUGGAAACUUCGUUUCAAAAGCUCCUUCCAUCAGGUUCACAGAAGUACCUUGACUGUAUGCAACAGAACCACAACCUGCUGAUUUUUGUAAAGUCAUGGAGCCCGGAUGCCUCCAGCCUUGCACUGAAGAUUUGCAGCUUACGCUCCAACUUAUAUCAGAGAGAUGUGACAUUUGCCAUCAACCUGAGUGCCAGCAGUGCCCUGGAGCUUCUCAAAGAGAAAGAGUCUAGAGCCCAAAGAGGUGCCCCCAGAGUGCAUUCUCAGGAAUGCACCCUCAACAGAUCUAUUCAGGAAGAAGAAGAUAUUAAGGUGUGUGCCUCAGAAUUUUUUAAGAAAGAUAAACUCAUUUAUAAGGAGAAGCUUAACUUCACAGAGUCAACACACGUCGAGUUUAAAAGGUUCACCACCAAAAAGAUUGUCCCUCGGAUUAAAGAGACACUGGCUCAUUAUGUUUCUGCAUUUGCCAACACUCAAGGGGGAUACAUAAUUAUUGGGGUUGAUGAUAAGAGCAAAGAAGUGUUUGGAUGUAAGAAAGAAAAAAUGAACCCUGAAUCACUGAAAACAGAAAUAAAAAGCUGCAUAGAAAAGUUGCCCACAUACCACUUCUGUCUCGAAAAGCCCAGGGUGAAUUUCAAGACCAAAAUUUUGAAGGUUUACCAAAAGGAAGCCCUGUAUGGCUAUGUCUGUGUGGUUCGAGUAGAGCCCUUCUGCUGUGCCGUGUUUGCCGAGGACCCGGAUUCCUGGAUCAUGAAGGACAAUGUUGUCAAAAGGCUGGGGGCUCAACAGUGGGUGGACAUGAUGCUGGAUAUUCAGCCAGAUCCUUCCAGUUUGCCCGGCACCAAUUCCAGUGCUCACUCGAUUUCAUCAGCUUCACCUGCGCGAAGAAGGCCAGUGCCAGCGUAUCUCACAAAAGCCCUGGAAUAUAAGGAGGCCCUGCAGCGCCAUUUGUUUCCAGUGACACAGGCAAACCUACAAUUUCAGCCAGAAUCCCUCUGUAAGAAGCUGUUCUCAGAUCAUCAAGGACUGGAGGACUUACUGAAGGCACAGACAUAUCCUUGUUCUCAUGGGAUUGUGAUAGUUUCUAGAAGCUGGGCUAGUGACAUUGGUUUAACAAAAGAGCAGAACGUCCUGUGUGAUGCUCUCCUGGUAGCAGUCAACAGCCCUCUGGUACUCUACACAAUCUUAACAGACCCGAGUUGGAAUGGAGGAUCUGACUAUAUGUACAACACCGCCCUUCAGUUAAAGCAGCAGCUCCAGACUCUUGGCGGCUACUCAGGGAAAGUGUGUGUCAUUCCAAGGCAGAUAGACCUGACCAGCAGAGGGCCCAGACCUGAUGAGUCCCCAGUGUACUACCCCAGAUCCUACACACUGUGUAGUAAAACAGAAGUGGAGAAUGUGCUACAAGCCCUUGUAGUGGUCUCACUGUGCUCCAGGUCGGUGCUGAGUGACAAGCUGGGCUCUGAGUUUUUCAAGCAGCGUAUAGAAGACCAAUGCAACUCACUCUCCAAGAGCCUCCAGGAAACCCGGGAAUUGUUCAUCCAUUGCUUUCCGGGAAUCAGGAAGACAGCUCUAGCCAUAAAGAUCACAGAGAAAAUCAAGGAUUCAUUCCACUGCAAACCAAAAGAGAUCCUCUAUGUUUGUGAAAAUGACUCCCUCAGGGAUUUUGUGAUCCAACAAGUCACUUGCCAAGUUGUGACCCAGAGGACCUUCAUGAGAGAAGAGUUCCCAAAGAUUAAACAUAUAGUGAUGGAUGAGGCUGAGAAUUUCUGUAGGAGACACGGUGACUGGUACCUGAAGGCUAAGAGCAUCACCCAUCCAAAAGUGAAGGGGGCUGCAGGUGAAACCCUUCACCAUGGGAUCCUCUGGCUUUUCCUGGAUCCUUUCCAAAUCUAUCAUGCAGAUGUUAGCGGCCUUCCUGCUCCUUCUGCUCAGUUUCCUCGAAAAGUGAUCACGAAUGAGAUCCACUGUGCUGUGGAAAUAGCAAACGUCAUGAAAGAAGAAAUGAAAAGACUCCAAGGGAACCCUCCCUCCAACAUAGCUCCAGACAUGCUGGCAAUGUUCCAAGAGACUUCCUACGAGGAAGCCAUGUGUGCCCAGGCUCUGCCUGGUGUGUGUGAGAUCAAGGCUAACCUGACACUGGAACAAAUAGCCUGCUGUGUGGCAGAGAAAUGCCACAGCCUGUUCCAUGAUGGCUAUCUGCCCCAAGACAUUGCAAUUCUGUACAGGAGAGGGGAAGACAGAGGACGGUAUAAGGACAUGCUGCUCAGAGCAAUGGCUCAGGGAACAGCAGAGGUUUCAUUCAGCAGCGCUGCUGACGUUUGUAGUGAUGGAAUAAUUUUAGACAGCGUUCAGCAGUUUUCAGGCAUGGUCAGGAACAUUGUGUUUGGGCUUAGUCCCGAAUGUGUGCGGUCAGACGGGGCUCAUAAACUCUGCUUUGCCUCAAGAGCUAUUAAACAUCUCUACUUGCUGUAUGAAAGGAGGACGGCCUUCUGAUGACUAUUGCAAAUAACACAGGAAGCUAUACAAGAGCAACCUCUCCUCCCAGAUGGGUGGUAGCUACUUCCUUUUUUAUAUUACAAGUGAAGAAAUGAAGACACAUCGUUAUAUGCUGGAGCUACAGCAGGUUUUUUUUUUGUUGUUGUUGUUGGUUUUUUUUUGAUGGGUCACUAGCUAUGGCUGUGCCCUUUCAUUCACUCCUGGACAGUGACAAGAUAAGUACAAUUGGUUCCCUAUCUCCAGUUUUCCUAACUCAAUCCAGCUUUCAUUCUGUCAUUGAAAGAUCCUAAAAGAGAAAGCAAAUUUUAUGAAAUUCUCUGCUCCACGGAGUUCCUGAAGCCUUUGGAUGGAAUCAGUCCCCAAGGCUUUCUAUGGUGCUUGCUCCUCUCCUGACCCCAUCCUGGAUCAUGCUUCCAUCUCCAUGCACUCUGGUCUUGUAGCUAUAUUGGGAGUGAUGGUAGGAUAUCCUUGAGACCAAUUACUUGGACUGGGUGUCUUGAGGGCAGCAGCUAGACCAGCAUCUGAUACUGUCUGUGGGGCUCAAGCUUCACAGGUCCAAACUUGAUUUCCCUUUUUUCACAAAGUGUACAUUGGUCUCUUGGAGUUGACAUUCUGCUAAGCAAGGACAGAAGACAAACACAUGAGUGAAAAUGUCACUCUGUUAGUUUAGAGUGUGAACUGUAUUAACCAGUGGGCUAGGGGUGUUUUGCUAAUCUGUACAUUCAUCGAGAACAUAGGAAGCCAUGUGGUGUGAGCAGAGUCUUACAGUAAGAACAGAUAGAGGGACAGCCUGGACCUAGUGUCUGGCUAUUCUCUCCCUCUCUUUCUCUCUAUCUCUCCUCCAUCUUCUCUUUCUCUCCCUUAAUAUGGUAGAUAAUGCAUUUAGUGUAAUAAAAUAACCAAGAUAAAGAGUUGCUUAUGGUAUGACGCUCUUAAAACAUUGUUAAAAGAGGGCAACAGAAUAUGAUC